Messenger RNA from Eptesicus fuscus (big brown bat), 960 nucleotides. RefSeq names its product olfactory receptor 13C7-like. Gene Ontology annotation, biological process: G protein-coupled receptor signaling pathway. The transcript has a single exon. Bases 1 to 960 code for a protein of 319 amino acids. Gene Ontology annotation, molecular function: olfactory receptor activity; G protein-coupled receptor activity. Gene Ontology annotation, cellular component: membrane. The record is from RefSeq and is a predicted model, not a curated record. Lineage: Eukaryota; Metazoa; Chordata; Mammalia; Chiroptera; Vespertilionidae.
AUGGACAGGUCCAAUCAGACCUCCCCAGGGUUGGGGUUCAUUCUCCUAGGCCUCUCUGCCCACCCAAAGCUGGUGAGUACAUUCUUUGUGCUCAUCCUGCUGAUGUACCUGGUGAUCCUGAUGGGCAACGGGGUCCUCAUCCUGGUGACCAUCUCUGACUCCCACCUGCACACACCCAUGUACUUCUUCCUGGGGAACCUCUCCUUCCUGGACAUCUGCUACACAACCUCCUCAGUUCCCCUCAUUCUUGACAGCUUCCUGACUCCCAGGAAAACCAUCCCCUUCUCAGCCUGUGCUGUGCAGAUGUUUCUCUCCUUUGCCAUGGGAGCCACGGAGUGUGUGCUUCUGGGCAUGAUGGCGUUCGAUCGCUAUGUGGCCAUCUGCAAACCCCUUAGGUAUCCUGAGAUCAUGAGCAAGUCUGCCUACGUGCCUAUGGCUGCCGGCUCCUGGGUAGCUGGAAGCUCCACUGCCAUGGUACAGACAUCCCUAGCAAUGCGACUGCCCUUCUGCGGGGACAACAUCAUCAAUCACUUCACCUGUGAGAUCCUGGCUGUCCUGAAGUUGGCCUGUGCUGACAUCUCCAUCAAUGUGAUCAGUAUGACAGUGGCCAACGUGAUCUUCCUAGGCAUCCCAGUCCUGUUCAUCUCUUUCUCCUAUGUGUUCAUCAUUGCUACCAUCCUGAGGAUCCCCUCGGCUGAGGGGAGGAGAAAGGCCUUCUCUACCUGCUCUGCCCACCUCACAGUCGUGGUCGUCUUCUAUGGGACCAUCCUCUUCAUGUACGGGAAACCCAAAUCCAAAGACCCUCUGGGGGCAGACAAACAGGACCUUUCAGACAAGUUCAUCUCCCUCUUCUAUGGGGUGGUGACCCCCAUGCUCAACCCCAUCAUCUACAGCCUGAGGAACAAGGACGUGAAAGCCGCUGUAAAGAACCUGAUAUUUCGCAAACAUUUCGCCCAGUGA